AUGAAGGCGCUACUAGGAGCUCAAGAUGUUUGGGAGAUUGUUGAGAAAGGACAUAAGGAUCAAGAAGAUGUUGCUCUUUCUCAAGCUCAACGGGAAGCCUUGAGGGAUUCAAGAAAGAGAAAGACAAGAAAGCUCUCUACCUCAUCUAUCAAGCGGUUGAUGAAGAUGCAUUCGAGAAGAGCUCUAAUGCAACUACGUCCAAAGAAGCGUGGGAGAAGCUUCAAACUUGCAACAAUGGAGUGGAGCAAGUUAAAAAGAUCCUUCUUCAAACUCUUAGAGAGUAUUGGCAAUUGUCAAUUAAUUAAGAAGAAUGGUGAAGAAGUUAGUGAAGUGAAGGUCAUAGAGAAAAUUCUUCGCACUGCAACUCCAGCCUUUGAAUACAUUGCUACAAACAUUGAAGAAAAGAAAGAUUUAGAAACUAUGAUUGUUGAGCAACUCAUGGGUUCUUUACAAGCCUAUGAGGAGAAACAAAAGAGGAAAAAGAAGCAAAAGGAGACGGUGGAGAAAUUACUUCAACUCAACUUGAAGGAAGAAAAUUUUGCCAAUAAUAGAAAUCAAAGAGGAAGAGGACAUGACCAAGGAAGCAGACGUGGACGUGGACGUGGCCAUGGACAAGGAAGAGAAUGA
This is a messenger RNA of Humulus lupulus (European hop), 627 nucleotides long. RefSeq lists its product as uncharacterized. The record is from RefSeq and is a predicted model, not a curated record. The transcript is spliced from 2 exons. The coding region runs from base 1 to 627 and encodes 208 amino acids. NCBI's taxonomy places the organism in Eukaryota, Viridiplantae, Streptophyta, Magnoliopsida, Rosales, Cannabaceae.